AGUGCGCAACGGCAGAUGAUGAGGGAAUGAUUUUCUGAGUUGAUAGAGGAUAGCGUGUUUUACUCCCUCGCACGAGGGAAGACUCUUUCUAAAAGAACCGCGUCUCCAAUCUCAUCUCUCGACUUGUUAGAACCGCGCGUAAAAUUUGAUCAAAAUGGUGACAAGCGCCUCGACGACAGUUAUGACCCUUCUGUCUUGUUGUUACUGCGUGUUGGCCUCGCAGGUCUCCUUCUCCAACUUCUCUCUGGACAACGAGGUGCGCUCCAGCUUUAUCCAGCGGCGGCUGCGGAGUCAGGAGCGCAGGGAGAUGCAGCGGGAGAUCCUCUCCAUCCUGGGGCUGCCGCACCGUCCGCGGCCGCACGUCUACACCAAGCACAACGCCGCCCCGAUGUUCAUGCUGGAUCUGUACAACACCAUUUCUACAGACGCAGAGCCGCACGGAUACUCUUACUACAAGCCUGUUUUACCGACCCAGGCCUCCCCCAUGGUGACCCCACAGGACAGUCGCUUCCUAGAUGACGCAGAUACGGUGAUGAGCUUUGUCAACCUCGUCGUUCAGGAUCAGGAUCUUCUCUACCAGCAGCACCGAAGGGAAUUCCGCUUUGACCUUUCCCGUAUUCCAGAGGGAGAGGCCGUCACAGCAGCAGAGUUCAGGAUUUACAAGGAUUUCAUCCAAGGACGCUAUGAGAACGAGACAUUCAGAGUCAGCAUCUACCAGGUCCUGCAGGAGCCUCCAAAUAGUGAAGUGGAGUUGUUGCUGCUGGACCAGCGAGAUGUUUGGGCUGCAGAGGAUGGCUGGCUGAUUUUUGACCUGACCACCACCAGUAACCUCUGGCUGGUCAACCCUGAGCAGAACCUAGGCCUGCACCUGGUCUUGGAAGAUAGCCAUGGCCAGAGGAGGAACCCCCAGCUGGCGGGGCUGGUGACCGGCAAUGGACCCCAGGACAAGCAGCCCUUCAUGGUUGCCUUCUUCAAAGCCAGUGAGGUGCGUUUCCGCAGCAUCCGCUCUGCCCAUGGCCACAAAGGUCGCCAGUCUAACCGCUCCAAACCUCAGAGGACUGUUCAGGAUGCGCUAAAGGCAGUGGAGGCAGCAACAGAUAACCUUGGCAUAUCUAAAGAGGGAUGUAAAAAACAUGAGCUGUACGUCAGUUUCAGAGAUUUGGGGUGGCAGGACUGGAUCAUAGCACCAGAGGGCUAUGCAGCAUACUACUGCGAAGGGGAAUGUGCUUUUCCUCUCAACUCCUACAUGAAUGCCACUAAUCACGCUAUUGUGCAAACUCUGGUGCACUUUAUCAACCCAGAGACGGUACCCAAGCCCUGCUGUGCCCCCACCCAGCUCCAUGGCAUCUCAGUGCUCUACUUUGAUGACAGCUCCAACGUCAUCCUCAAAAAGUACCGCAACAUGGUGGUCAGAGCCUGCGGCUGUCACUGAUCGCUUGUCAACCUCCUAUGAGUUCCGCAAAUCCAGAGGGAUGCUUAAAAAGGCAGAGGUGGAGGAAGCAGAGACAAGAUGAUUGACUGCCUGGUCAUUGGGGAGCUCCUGCCACAGAACAAGCUUUAUUCUCUGGGACCGUUUUUAUGACCAGCAGCUGAGCCGCCCAUGCAGUAUUACAGCCCAAUCAGAAUUUCUGGUCACAGGGAAAAGGCUGAACAAAGGAUUUUCUUUGUUUCCUUUUAAUGUGACGAGAGAAAGUGCCCUAAAAAGACUCAGAGCUUUGUGGAGUCACUUCAGAAGCUCAAACAAAACAUGGAUCGCUAAAACAUAAUGUAAAACGUUUCAACCAUUUCCCCUGUAUGCAGAGAUCAUAUAGAGUACAACACAUAUCUGCUUUUAAAUUCUGUCACGAUAUCAGGCAUGAGAAUAUAAGAAGUUGCCUGGGUGGAAAUGUGCAUUUGAUAACAUAUUACACAGCUCAUAAAACUUUAAAUCUCCACCA
Molecule: messenger RNA, 1937 nt
Organism: Lates calcarifer (barramundi perch)
Lineage: Eukaryota; Metazoa; Chordata; Actinopteri; Centropomidae
Product: bone morphogenetic protein 7-like
Biological process (GO): SMAD protein signal transduction
Cellular component (GO): extracellular region
Molecular function (GO): cytokine activity; growth factor activity
Source: RefSeq, a predicted model, not a curated record